Molecule: messenger RNA, 843 nt
Organism: Fraxinus pennsylvanica
Lineage: Eukaryota; Viridiplantae; Streptophyta; Magnoliopsida; Lamiales; Oleaceae
Source: the annotation of a GenBank genome assembly
AUGUGUGGUGGUGCAAUCCUCGCCGAUUUCAUCCCUCGUAGUCGUAGCAACGCCGCCAGCCAUCUCUCCGCCGCCGACCUCUGGCCAGAUUCUCGUUUUGCCAAACCCAACAAUUCCAACUCCUGCAGCCAAAACGGCUCUCAGCCUCUCAAAAGAUCCCAAACUUAUACCGGUGAUAAGCAAGUGAAAACGGGUGGAAAUACAAAGCGGCAGAGGAAGAACCUGUACAGGGGAAUACGGCAGAGGCCAUGGGGGAAAUGGGCAGCCGAGAUCCGUGACCCGAGAAAAGGAGUUCGGGUUUGGCUGGGUACAUUCAACACAGCUGAAGAAGCAGCCCGGGCGUACGACAGAGAAGCCCGCAUAAUCAGAGGAAAAAAAGCUAAAGUCAAUUUCCCAAACGAAGGCGACGCGUACAAUCACAAUCACAAUCACAAUCCGACGUAUAGUAAUAAUAAUCACAAUUCGUAUAAUCCGUACUCGAUUGAGAAAGUACCCGGAUCGGCGUGGGGUUGGGGAUUGGAAAAUGCGUAUUGUUUUGAUCAGGAUAUGAAGGGUUUUUUUAAAGUGGAGGAGGAGGUGAAUGAAAAUGGUAGUGCUGACAAAGGAACUGAAAUCGAGGAGGUGGUGGCGGCGGCGGAGGAGGAGGAAGCGGCGAAGGAGGAUGAAGUGCAGAAGCUGUCGGAGGAGUUGAUGGCUUAUGAGAACUUCAUGAAGUUCUAUCAGAUUCCCUAUCUCGAUGGUCAGUCUGUGGAAGCGUCGGCGACGAAUCCGGCGCAUGAAGCUGCAUUGGAUCUCUGGAGCUUUGAUGAUGUCACUCCGGCUGUGACCUCAAGUGGUCUCUAA